AGGAAAGCGGGACCCACUCAGAUUUCAGCCCAAGACAAGAGAGAGGAAGCGCGAUUUAAUGAUGAAAAAGAAAAAAAGAACUACAGACUUAACUUUAACUGCCACUUUGACACACUUUUCAGCCUUUUCGCGUCACUAUGGGCUGAAUUAAGGCGCGUUUUGCUGCAAAAGUGACCCAAUUUGUCUGGAAAGAAGUUCACUCUGGACGAGUUUGAGACAUCCUUACCUUUAAAAUGGGGGCCGGAGCGCUGACCAUCUGUCACAACAAGACAGCUGUGCAAGUGAAGGAGGACAUGAAGAAGAUGGUUCAAAUGAGACCAUGUUCGGAGACACCCAAGCACAUCAGGAUUUUCGGGGCGUCCCUCCUUGAGCUGCAGGAGAAGGGCCUGACUGAGGACGGCGUGCCCCUGGUUGUGCGAAAGAUGGUGGAGCACCUGCGUGACAACGCAGCGAUGGAGAUGGAGGGUUUGUUCCGGGUGAACGGCAGCGUGCGUGCCGUGGAAGCCCUGCGGCAGCGCUUGGAGAGCGACCAGGACGCCGACAUUGGGGACAACACCGACGCUUUCACUGUGGCCAGCCUGCUCAAAAGGUACUUGAGGGACCUUCCCCAAGGCCUGGUGGAAUCUGCCGUGCAAAAGGCACUGGUACAAGAGUGUGGUGACGAAGGUUCCUGCUCAAGCUUGAGGGAGCAUUUAAAGCAGCUGCCGAGCCUCCACUUCAGCCUGUUGCGCUACUUGUGUCACUUCCUCACGGAGGUUGAGCGCAACCAACAGGACAACCGCAUGAACGCACAAAAUCUCGCCACGGUCUUCGGUCCUAAUGUCUUUUGCGUGCCUCCCGGGUUCGAGGCCCUGAACGAGCAGACCAUCUGCAACAAGAUCCUGGUUCGGCUCAUUCAGAACUUCAGCAGCAUUUUUGAAGCGGACCCAAAAGUUGACAAAAGUGAAGAAGAGGUCAUCCCUGUCAAGGUUGAACAUAAUAAUGGUACAGACUCUCCAUGCCAAGCCUCCAUCAGCAGCCCAUAUGCGAAAGCUCGGACAAGGAAGGUGAGGAAAGCCAAAACCGACGGAGACGGCGCACAAGUGCCCACAGAGUCCGGACGCCCGCUCCUAACGCCGCUUUCGCACAGCGUACCGAUCGUGGUGCCUCUGCGCAGCGUCAGUUCUUCAGAAGUUACGGAGAUACCUCAAAAAAGCAGCCAGGAAGAAGAAAGACCGAUAUCUCCUUUCUACAUGAGUACCCACUACCCCCCUCUAGUUCACACACCUGAUGCCAUUAGCAUAUUGAACAGGACAAUCCGUUUGGCGGUUGAGCAGCACCUCUUCGAUGUCCAUCAAACGUCGGACUUUGUCGAGUUGACCUCGCGGCGGCUCGCUCUGUCAGCGAGGCAGCGACGACGUAACCUGCGAGAAAUGCAGGACACCUCCGCGCAGCUCAACAGAAGCAGAACAGACACCAACAAGGAGAACAUCCCGACAUUUGAAGACUGGAGCGGUACAAGCUUCAGGGUGCCCACGGGCGACGUCAGUGUGGAAUCGCACGGUGGACAGAGCGCUCAGGUGCCGCAAAGGCCGAAAGCCAGGAAGUGGAAACACAACCCUACGCUGGCGCAGCUCAACCAGGACGCCCACACAGAAUCCUGUUGCAAUUCGCCAACAUUUGGGAGAACCAGGCCCAGCUUCAUGGAGUUUUAUAAGAAAAGGAAUGAAGCUUCAAGAAAUGAUGACCUUCCCUUUUACUCAAAGACGUUAAGGAUGAAGAUCCAGGAGUCACCCGUCGUGGCCUGCAACGGCGGGGAGGCGUACGACCCCGAGCGGGACAAGGCCAGCUGCGAGGACGUGCCGCGCCUGGACAGCAACUGGGGAGAUCCGGUCCCAGCUUAUUCGCGAGACAUCACGGACUGCGACGAAGCCCGCGUGUCGCCGUGCUCCGGCGGCCGCCUGAUUCGCCAGCUGCUGGAGGAAGACAGCGACCCCAUGCCGUCUCCGCGUUUCUACGCUUAUGGCCAGUGCCAGCAAUAUUUGGACGACACAGAGGUGCCACCGUCGCCCCCCAACGCCCACUCCUUUGUCAGUCGUAGGAGGAGCUCCUCUCUUGGCUCCUGCGAUGACGACAAGGAGGAACUGACCACCGCCCAGCUAACCAAAAGAAUCCACGUCCUGAAGAAGAAAAUCCACAGGUUCGAGGAGAGGUUUGAAGACGAACGGAAAUAUCGGCCUUCCCAUAGCGACAAAGCGGGAAACCCCGAAGUUCUGCGAUGGGUGAACGAGCUGGCAAAGUUGCGCAAAGAUCUCAAAGAACACAAGCUUCUGAAAUCCGAGGAGGAUCUCCCACCGUUGACUCGGCAACGCAGCAACACGCUUCCCAAGAGCUUUGGCUCCCAACUGGAGAAGAAGCCCGCCCAGGAGAAGGUGCCCAAACCCCCAGUGGAGAGUACGUUGGAGGGCAUUGUUAAGAAGUUGCAGGAGAAACGCCAGGAAGUCCACCGGCCUGAGGACAUCAAGGACAUGACCCGAGAGCAGAUAGGCGCCGAGAAGCUUGCCCUCCAGAAAGCUCUGCUCUACUACGAGAGCAUUCACGGACGACCCGUGACCAAGAACGAGCGGCAGAUGAUGAAGCCGCUGUACGACAGGUACCGAUUGGUCAAGCAGAUCCUGUGCCGGGCCUCCACCAUCCCUGUUAUCUGUGGCGGCAGCAGCGGCGGCUGCGCUGCGACGCCCCCGCCGGCUAUCGGCUACUUCUCGACGUCGCCUCAGGGCUCGCCCUCCACCAAGCGACGAGGACCGCUGUUGCAACCCAUUAUCGAGGGCGUAACCGCGCUCUUCUUCGAUGACGGCAAGGAGGAGGAAGACGGCUCUGAGGACGACAGCGACGCCAAAACGCAGUUCUUGGUGACCGCCCGCCCCGACUUGAACGUCCUGAGCUUUCUGGGUCACGUGGACGAAGACGUCGACGACUUUAUCUCGCCGGUGGACGAAUUAACGCCCGCCAAGAACGUGACAGACAUGCGGCUGUCCAACCUGCACUCCGCCACUACACAAGAGCUGGUUGAGCAACUCCAAGAGACUCGAGAGGAGAAGAAGCGAAUCCGCAAGAAUCUCAAAGAGUUCGAAGAGCAGUUCUUGCGGCAAAAUGGAAGGAACGUUCAGAAGGAGGACCGCUCGCCUUUGGCACCCGAGUACAGCGAGUACAAACACGUGAAAGCCAAGCUGAAGCUCUUGGAGGUCCUCAUCAGCAAACGAGAGUCCACCAAGUUCAUCUGAAUGGCCCAAAAACCAGCAAACAAUCACGCUUGUAACGUCUACUAAUUUAUUUGUGUGUGUUUGUACCACAGCCACAAACUUUCUCACUUUUUUUUGUUUGUUUUGCCAGAAAAGUCUUAAAAUAAUACACGUGAAAUGCUAUUUUGAAAUAUUUUACUGGAAAGAUGACGCGGGAUAUUUUUGUACGGGAGACUUUAUAUUUGUUAGUCUGAUGUGAACGCUGUAGAAGUACCUGCUAGGAGCUAAAAGGGUUGUUCUGUUGGCAUUUAAAAAAAAAUAUUAUGAGCCAUAUUUGUAUUAAAAUACCUACAUUAUAAUGAAUAUACAGGAAAUAUAAUAUUCUGUAAAUUAUUUAUUGUGAUAAAAAAAUAAAUAAAUUGGAGCGCACCAUUUAAAAAAAAAAAUUUAUGCUAGAAUAGUUUAAAUUCACUUGGGUUCAAAUUGUACUGCAUUCAAAUCAUGGGGGAAAAAUCCAUAAUAUCAAGGGUUGAAUUUGUAAAUGAACUAAAAAGUUAAAAACACAAUUUUUAUGAGAAUUUCAAGUUUUACUUCAUCAUAAUUCUGUGUCAUUUUUAAAAAUAUAGCCCAUAAUACUUUCAUACAGUUCAACCCAAAUGGCUCACAAUGUUUAUUCCGUGAUCAUUUUAGUCCUUGUGUACGAAAAUCUGCUGUUUUAAAAAAAAAAAAAAAAAGUUAUUGACUCAUUGACGAUAAAUUAAAACUCUUUAUAGGAGUUUAUUGAUAGUAUUGGACGUCUAUCGCCGUCAAUGAGUUGAUGUCUGAACUUUCCCUCCUGCUGUAAAUGCAAACGUUUACAUGAGUUAAUCAGUGUGAACUUGGUACGCAUUGUGAGUGUGUACAUUUUAGUACAUAAAGUGUAUUUUGUACAUAAUAUGAAUUAAAAGAUAUUUUUACUGA
Corythoichthys intestinalis (scribbled pipefish) is the source of this 4181-nucleotide messenger RNA. RefSeq names its product family with sequence similarity 13 member A (gene fam13a). The transcript is spliced from 24 exons. NCBI's taxonomy places the organism in Eukaryota, Metazoa, Chordata, Actinopteri, Syngnathiformes, Syngnathidae. The record is from RefSeq and is a predicted model, not a curated record. Gene Ontology annotation, biological process: signal transduction. The coding region runs from base 234 to 3263 and encodes 1009 amino acids.